ACGCCACCAUCCAAGAGCACCUUCUACUAUCGUCGUACCCUUGCUCAUACUGAGCGCACUCUCCUUACAAUCAAGCGCGCACAUCUCACUGCUGUAGAGUGAGCGUUCCAUCGCUCACCGCUCGCCGGCAGGUCAUGCUUUCAGAAAAUCUGCGCCUCGAACCGCUCGAGUUACGCACUAUUCUCUGCGAGAGAUGCGGCUCCUCGAUAUCCGUACAAGCGGCAUCUGUGCCCCUGCGCACUCUGCGAUCGCAAGUAGUCCCAGAGGGUGGCGAGAUCACCGACGUUCAGCACGCGAUCCACCUUAACGAGGACGCUGCAUCUAGCCUGGAAGGUGCUAUCGAGAGAGCUCAGGCGAUCCUUGACGAUCUUCGCGCACAGCACAGUACCGUCGUCCUCAACAUGGCGCGGCAGCGCGCCUUACUUGCCCCUAUCCGACGACUCCCUCGCGAAAUUAUUACCGCGAUCCUCGGGCUUGUGAUAUCGCACUCCUUCAACCGCAGGCCUAACACGACGCGGUCAGUCAUGCACCACUCUGUAAUGCGUGUCUGCCAUCUCUGGCGUGCGGUCAUACAGUCUUUCCCGCCUGUAUGGGCGAACAUCGUACUGUUCCCUCUCAGCGAUCCGUUCUGGCACAGGACUCUGCGCGCAUGCUUGCAAUAUUCGGGCUCCUGCCCCUUGGACAUAUAUUUCGGCAGUGAUUAUUCACGGGAGCAUUAUCGACAGCGGCUGAAAGACGCUGGGCGCAGAAAGGUUCCCCAAAGCGAGUGGGCUGCCGUCGCUCGUCCGCUCCUCAGAAGCGCUUGUCGUUGGAGAAGUAUACACCUGGAGUACCUAGAGUUACCGCUGAGCGUCUUUGACAACAAGAGGAUCUCGCUACCUCUGCUCACAAACCUCAUCCUCGAUCAUGCAGACCUCAGUAAAGGGUUGUUCGAGCAUAGUCCUGCGCUAUCUGACGUACGCCUGGAGGGAAUGGAGCAAAGGCACUUGAUCCUCCCCUGGGAUCGGUUGGAAACGCUCGAGAUCAUCAACAUAGGCUACAAGCACGAUAGACAGUGCAUGGAUAUGCUACAUCUGUGCGUCAACCUGAGGCACCUCACCAUCGACUGUCGAGAGGAGCACCUCGAGCGACGCGAUGUGCAUCUGCCUCUGUUGGAAACCAUCAUCGAAAAAAGGGCAGGGGGUGUCCUGCAGUCACUGCGCGCACCUCGGCUGCACCAGAUCAGCAUCGGCGACUCGCAGGGGAUGGAUGUGCUGCUGGAUUUCCGGACAAGGAAUCCCGAAGCAGAAACUACUGUCUCUCACCUCUCAUUCUACGUCGGCGGGUUGGCAGAACGUGACUGGAAAGCUUUCUUCAGAUCCUUCUCCAGCAUCGCCCAUCUGGAUACGCGAUUCGAACGAACGUUGGGAAGACGAAGGGCCGGCGCCCUUAUUUACGUCCCUCGCAGACGCACUGACUGACCGUGCUGGGCAAGCAGUACCGAGCCUCAGAGAGCUGGUUCUGCCGGACUUCGCGGUCCUGGACAUGGGUGACAUGCGAAUGCUACAAAAGCUUGCGAGGGAGCGGACAACGAAUCGCUCGAUAGGCGUGGCCAAGUUGGAGGAGAUUCAGAUCGGCAAUCCGUACUCUAUCGAAUUCGGUACAUACUUCGACGACCUGCGAGCUCAAGGCGUCAAUAUCCCUGAAUCUCCUGGCUUCACCUUCGACCCAGCAGAUUAUGCAACAAGCUCCGGGUACGAAUCUGAUCUAGGUGAAGGGAAAGGGCCCAUUACACACAUAAGUACAUCGGACUGUGAUGACGACAAGGAGAUCCAGCGCCGUAGUACAUGUUUCCAGUACUUGAGAUAGGAUUUUCAUGAACUCUACCUGUUCCCGCGCUCGCGAAUAUACAGUAUGCGCUGCAACAUUCUUGAAAUGAUUACUUACAACGAGCGCACUUCGUUGCGUCG
Molecule: messenger RNA, 1949 nt
Organism: Schizophyllum commune H4-8
Lineage: Eukaryota; Fungi; Basidiomycota; Agaricomycetes; Agaricales; Schizophyllaceae
Exons: 1
Coding region: 135-1460 (441 amino acids)
Source: RefSeq, a predicted model, not a curated record